UUUCAAAUCUCUACAGGAGAAAUAUUGCUUUUUCUCAAUAUCUUGGUGAUAUUAGCUAUUCUUUGCCUAAAGAUCCUCGCAUAGUCAUUACAAAUACAUUAAAUCUUUCUUUUUCUUCUAUUUUUGUUCAUUCUCCUCUUCCUGAAACUUUAAGUUUUCACAGAUGGAUCACCUACUCGAGGUGUUGUAGUUUGGACAGAUGGUCAACAAUGGUUUUCUAAAUACACUUCAAUUCAGACAUCUGCUCAAUGUUCUGAGUUGGCUGUUGUUAUUUUGGCUUUAAGAUUAUUUUCUGACCAAUCUCUUAACUUAAUUGUUGAUUCACAAUAUGUAUUUCUUAUAAUGCAGUCUCUUCCUUAUGCUUAUUGUUCAGCUUCUCUUGGUGUCAAUCUCUUAUCUUUAUUUUUAUCUCUAAAACAUAUUUUGGAAGAAUGUGUUUUUCCUUUAUAUGUUGAACACAUUAGAAGCCAUACUCCUUUUCAGAAUUCUUUGACAGAAGGAAAUCAACGAGCUGAUGAAGCUCUGAAAGAUAUUGCAAUACUAUUUUCUGAUCCUGUUGCUAGUUAUUCAUAUUUUCAUCAAAAUGCUAAGUCUUUGGCUAAACAAGUUCAUAUUCCCUUUUCUCAGGCUCGUGAUAUUGUUCGAGGAUGUAUUUCUUGUCAACAAUUUGCUGUUCCUUUUCCUAUGGGAGUAAAUCCUCAUGGAACAAAAGCUAAUCAAAUUUGGCAAAUGGAUGUCACACAAUUUCCUAAUUUUAAGCCAUACACUUAUUUGCAUGCAUCCAUUGAUACAUAUUCUCACUUUUUGUGGGUUACUGCUUCUAGACAUGAGCGCACUUAUGAUGCAGUAUUCUCAUUGUCUUUCUGCCUUUUCUGCAAUGGGCCAACCGACUCAACUGAAAACAGACAACAGUCCGGUAUACACUAGUAAGGACUUUGUUUCCUUUUGUCAACAAUGGAAUAUUAAGUUGACUCAUGGAAUUCCUUACAACUCUCAAGGGCAAGCUAUAAUUGAGCGAGCUCAUUGAACAUUUAAAGCUACAUUAACUAAAUUACUGAAAACUGAAUCUGGUCCACACAAUUUGUGGAAGAUUCAAAAUUUGAUCUCUAUUGCUCUUUAUGCUUGGAAUUACUUAACCUUUUUAGAUUCCUUUUCAGAAAUUCCAGUCAGUUUACAUUUUCAUAUUCAGGAUCCUGUCUCUUGACCUCUGAUAUCCUAUCGUCAACCUCCUGAUCCUGCUUGGCGUGGACCUGUUAAACUUAUAACCUGGGGUCGUGGUUACGCUGAAAUUGAAGAUCCGCAAACAAAACAAGCUAUGUGGAUUCCAGGCCUGUGUGUUCGUGCUUAUCAUGGCGUGGCAUCAGAGUCUUCACAAUCCCAUUCCAAACUUCAAUCCGAAUCUCAAAAUGGAGCCUCAUCUUCCCAGGUCGCCACAUCCUUCUGCCAUGACUUGGGGUAAAGUUAAAGCUACUACCUAUGAAGCUCAACAACAACUAAAGAAAGCUUCUUUACCUCAAACUCCAGAGAAUCUUGUAGCUGCAGUUUUUGCUGUUAUAAGUGCUAAUUCUAUUACUAUUCUUUUGUGUUGUUUUCUUUGUUUUCCUCCUCCUGUUUCUACUAUUUCUGAAACAGCUCCUGCUUUUUCCCUCAGUCCUAACCUUUAGAUUUGUCAUGCUCAAUAUAUGUUUUUAAUUCAUGGUCGCAACAUAAUUUUAUAUUAUGAAUCUCCUAUGGCUCUUGGUCCAGUUGCUUUUAUUCCUAAUCUAAUUACCUCUUCUACUUUUAUUGUUUCACAACUUCAAUAUAUUUCUUCUUCUUGGUUAUUUUCUAAACCUCCAAGUCAACUGAAUUUUGUUAAAUGGAAUUAUCUUUGUAUUAAUCAGUUUACUCGAGGUUUAUGUUUUUGUUGUUAUGCUAAACAAACUUGGCUUAAUAAUUGGUCUGAUUACCCAAAAGCAAAACGUAUUUUAAAUAACUUGGGAAAUUAUAGUCAUUGUAUUCAAAAAUAUUGGUUAUGGGGUAAUAUUAAUAAAACAUCACAGGGUCAUAAUAUUGUGCCUGAUAUGUAUCCUGAUAAUUUUCCUCUUUUUGAAGCCAAAGAUUCUUUUAAUGUUGGAUCAAUUUGUGCUGGCUGGCAGUUAAAAGAUCCUACUAUGUGGUUCUUCUUUGAUAAAUAUGCAACAAAUGUACACCCUCAGAACUAUCAAUGUGCUGCAAUUGGAUAUUUGUCAUUACCAGUACAAAUAGGUGUUCCUGGUCAAUUAUCAUCUCGCAGGAAGCGUGCAGCCUUGGGACCAGCAUGUUCUGAUGAAGUCAUCAUGGACACUCAACUUUCUGCAUUGUCUACCUAUGGACGUGCAAUUGCUGGAGCAAUAACUGGAGUCAUUACCUUCGGAUCAUAUCCAGGAAUAAUUGCUCAAGAAAAUAGACAUUCUAUUUUAGGACUUACAUGUCGUUUAGAAAAAUCAAUCAAUGCUACUGUUGCAAUCAUUCGAGAUUUACAGAAUGAAAUUGAAGAAUUAAAUCAAGAUAUGCUUCAACAACGUUUUGCUAUAGACUAUUUGUUGGCUCGUCAAGGUGGAUUUUGUACCUUGGUUGGUCAGCUUGCUUGUGCUGUGCAUUUUCAUUCACUUAAUAAAACUAUUGAGGAUGAACUAGCUAAUUUACAGGCUUCCAUAAAAGAUAAUGUUCAUGAAAAAAUUUUCUCCUUUUGAUUGGUUAACUAAUUGGUUACCUGAUUUUUCUUGGUUAAAACUAUUGUUUUUCUAUGGUUUGAUUAUAUUUGUUUUUCUUAUAAGUUGUGGUUGUUUUAUACAAUGUAUUCCUUCAUUUUGUGCUCUUUUCCGUAAGCCUUCUCCAAUUACUUUGCAUCCAAUUCAAUUGCGUGCUAUUGAAAAAUCUCUCUUUUCUUCAUUAAAAACAAAAAGCGAGGAAAUGAUGGGCUUGUGAAAGGUUAACAUUUUGUUGUUCAUCAUGUAUGCAUUUUGGAAUGCGGGUAGCGCUCUUAUCUUGGAUGGCAAACCUCAUUUAAGCAGCGUUCCCAGCAUAUACAAGAAUACAGGAUGAAACAAAGUCGUAGCCCUGAAACACUGUUGCAUUUGCUUUCUAGCAUAAACACGUAUUCUCACAAAAAGCCAAUGAUGUAAUUACUAACCAAUUAUUGUGCCUUGGGGACCAAUUAACCAAUAAUGAAGUAACACGUAUGUUAGGUGAGAAAUGAGAAACUGAGAAACUAUAUAAACUUUGUUUGAUGUUCAAUAAAGUGCUGUUGAUUCUGGACAUUGUUUGCUGUAAAGUCUUAUCUAUCAUCUUGAGCCUCUGGGCCCAUGCAACACAUGACGAAGAUAUUCACUUUCCCAAACCACAUAUUGCAUAGAAGAAAGUAUCAUGCAAAAAAUUUGCUUCCAGUCCUCAGGCACCAUAGUAUAUCCAUUCUUAAUUCCUUCUAAUAACCCUCUUAUAAAAUUUCCACUAAUUCCAUAAUCAGUAAUAGCUUUUUUCAACUCACGUAAAAUUUGAUAUGGCAAACCUUCCCAUUCUGCUAUCUGUUGUCCAGCUUGCGGUCCUGGAUGAUAUUGCACUGGGCAAACAGAUAACAAUUCAGCUAACUCUUCCCCAGAAAUAGCAGCAUCUUUCUUACAAUUUUCCACCAUCUUUUGAAAAGAAUAUUGUAGAACAAUGUCAGAGGGAGAUUUUUGUCCAGUAUCAGGAGGUGCAGAAGGCAGCAAAAGUUUAGUUUCAGAUACUGGAGGAAGCACUACAGCAGUAGAAUGCUGAGGCAAAGGAGGUGAUAAAAGAGAAACUUCCUCAUGGCCAAAUGUUUCCACAGCAUGCCUACACAAAUGCCAAACAUGCAAAAUUUCUAUCUCUGCUCUUGGCUCAGAAUGCAAAGCUUUACCAAUUCUUUCUCACUCUGACAAUUUUAAAGAACAGUUUUCAGGAUACCAUGAACAUCUUAAAGCAAUUUCUCGUACCAGCCAAAAAAGAGCUUUCUGUGAAACAGCUAAACCAGAUUGUUUAAGAAGAUAAGACAAUUCAUCUGCAUGCUUUCUCUGUCCAUGUGAAAGCGAAGACCCCAUACUUACAGAAACCUUGAAAGGUUGAGAAGCCUGAAGGCUGAAGAUGCACCUGUCCUUGCCGGACGAAGUAAGGGGUCCCAUGCUCUACCGACUGAGCUAGCCGGGUUUAUUUGGGUUUGAGAAAUAUAUAUAUAAAUAUAUUUAUUUUAUUUAUUUAUUUAUUUUGUCAUAACAAUAUAUGUAGGUAUCAUACAAAAAGAUUAUAUAAUAUAUAAACACAUAUAUGGGUAAAUAUAAGGAGGUAUAAGCAUAUAUGUAUAUAGGAAGAAGAAAAGAAAAACAAUAGGACAGGAACGGUAGGCACGUUUUGUGCGCUUAUGCACGCCCCUUAUGGUCCCCUUAGGAAUGGGGUGAGGUCAAUAGUAGACAGUUUUUGGUUGAAGAUUUUAGGAUUAUGGGAAGAGACCACAGAGUCAGGUAAAGUAUUCCAAGCACUGAUGAUUCUGUUACAGAAGUCAUAUUUUCUGCAAUCUAGAUUAAAGCGGUUGACAUUAAGUUUAAAUCUAUUGGUUGCUCUAGUAUUAUUGCAAUUGAAGCUGAAGUAGUCUUUAACAGGAAGGACAUUACAAUAGAUGAUUCUGUGAGUUAAACUUAGGUCUUGUCGUAGGCGACGGAGUUCCAAGUUUUCUAAGCCUAGGAUUUCAAGUCUGGUGGGAUAAGG
Messenger RNA from Ahaetulla prasina, 4740 nucleotides. RefSeq lists its product as uncharacterized. NCBI's taxonomy places the organism in Eukaryota, Metazoa, Chordata, Lepidosauria, Squamata, Colubridae. The record is from RefSeq and is a predicted model, not a curated record. The coding region runs from base 1683 to 2714 and encodes 343 amino acids. The transcript is spliced from 2 exons.